Octopus bimaculoides (California two-spot octopus) is the source of this 3308-nucleotide messenger RNA. RefSeq lists its product as uncharacterized. Gene Ontology annotation, molecular function: protein binding. Gene Ontology annotation, cellular component: nucleus. The record is from RefSeq and is a predicted model, not a curated record. Gene Ontology annotation, biological process: regulation of apoptotic process. NCBI's taxonomy places the organism in Eukaryota, Metazoa, Mollusca, Cephalopoda, Octopoda, Octopodidae.
AAUAAGCAACGAGAACAUUCUAAUGACUUUAUGUAAAGGGGAGAUAACUCUAGCUAACUGGAAAGACGAGCUACCUACCAUGUAAUUCAAGUCGUCAGAACACUGCCAAACAUUAUGUAUUGGGUCACGAAUACACACACACACAUAUUCAGUAAUUAUUUUGGCGUAGCUGUCUGUUUCUUCUUGACUGUUCCAGAAAUAUGACUGACAAAACAAAAACCCAGUUUCCCCCACCUCAGUCAACGGUAGCGAUCCCAAGUCCACAAGAACCUGGAUACAAGUUAACAGACUCUGCCACAAAACAUGUAACCAGCAGAAGCAGAGUUCCGAUUAGCCCAGUGAAGAAACUGACCAAUGGACGUUCCUACCACCUCAUGUCUCCUAUCGACAGUGACCAGGAACUCAAUGAUCUAGAAGUGGCUACAGUCUUGGCUGAAGGAGAAUCUCAUGUGCAGAAAUACUCAGCAAUCAACAAAAACCGAAAGUCUGACCUGGCCAUCAAAGUGACCCCAUCACCAUUUAGGCCAUCUACUGUGAUCACCAACCUACAGCGUGGUAACGUACAAACGACAACACCAUCAAUAUUUCAGAAUAUCAGUAUUCACCAGAAAGCUGCACAAGGAGAACUGGUUCUUCUCUGGCAGGAGUCCACCGACAAUCUCAACAUAAAUAAACCUGAUGAACAAGGUUUGACUGCUCUACUGUGGGCUGCAGCUAAUGGCCAGUUAGCGACAGUGGAAUAUCUGCUGCAAAACGGUGCCAAUCCAUAUGCGCAGGGAAACAAGGGUGAAAAUGCCUUACUGUUUGCCUGUUGCUAUGGUUACAUUGAUAUAGUAAAACUACUUCUGAAACUUGGUAUGGAAGUGAACUAUGUAGACGAGAGUGGUAACACAGCAUUGAUGUAUGCUGUCAACAAUAACCAUGCCAGUUGUGUGAAGUUACUGCUAGAAGCAGGAGCUGAUCUUACCAUGGCAAAUGAAGAUCAACUGACUGCUAUGGAUUUAGCUGUCAGUCAUAAUCACAAAUCAGUUCAAAAUGUCAUUGAAAACCAUCUUCUGUCCAUAUUUGAAGGUGUUUCAUCACCAAACACAUUAAAAUGAAUAUUAAUGCUGCUAUAAAAACUAUCACAUUGGACAACAGUUCAGUGCAGUGCCCCAGCAUGGCCACAAUCUAAUGACUGAAACAAGAUAAACAGUGAUGAUUUUUUUUUUUUAUAUUACCAUCUGAAAUGUUUCAUAAAUGUUGUUGGUAUUGCCUUCUCUUCUGUUGAUUUACAUCAGACCCUAUGAAGGAUGUACCACAUUUCGCAUUAUUUAUAGGACUUGUGUGGGAUUUUUUCAUCAUAACAUUAGGAUGGAACAAAAGACUAAAGUAUUUAUGUGCUCGAAUGCAUGGUAUUAAAUGGACUGAUACCUGUCAAUGUUUUAUAUUUAUAUUAAAUGUAUCCUGUCAUCAAAAUAUAUCUGUCUGUGUGCACAGUUCUUUGAAAUUAAAUUGCAUUACUUUUAAUUACAAAGGUACUUGAUUGGCAAAAUCGUGAGAGUGUUCAACAAAAUAUUACGAGGUAUUUCUGGGUUCAAAUCAUGCCAUGGUCAACUUUGCCAAGCAUCCCUCCAGGCUUGCUGAAUUAAAGUACCGGUCAAGUAUUGGGGCUGGUGGUAUUGACUAACCCCGUUCAGAUUUAUCAUCUGCUCAUCAUCAUCAACCUGUCUACAAAGAAUUUUGUUUUGCUCUGUGCUAGCAUGAGGUUUUGUGGUAUUUGAAUAACUUAUAACUUCAUUCAUCUAUCAUCAUCAAUAUUAUGAAUAUUAUCUCUGUUAUUAUUAUUAUCAGUGAACUGGCAGAAUUGUUAGCAAGUCGGGCAAAAUGCUUAGUGGUAUUUCAUCUGUCUUCAUGUUCUGGAUUCAAAUUCCGCCAAGAUCAGCUUUGCCUAUCAGCCUUAAGUACCAGUGAAACACUGGUGUCAAUAUAAUUGACUUGUCUCCUCCCGCAAAAUUUCAGGCCUUGUGCAGUGGGACCGAACAUGAAACCACAUGGUUAAGAAGCGAUGCCUGUUGCCUUUAUAACUACCCAGCCAUGCUUGUAUCUUGUUUUUCAUUAUAAAUCUACACUAACGAGGCUGAGAUGGUGCUGAACAACAUUGGAAAUUCUCAUUAGCUCCACACAUUUAUCCAUUCCACCAACCAAACCUUUAAACGGAAGCAAAGCAACACAUCUUAAAGAAAUAAGUUUAUUCACAGUCAAUUGCAGAUUAUAUUUACAACAGGAAAAUAUCAGCUUUCCAAAAAACAUGCCCAAGCUGGAUUUGAAGGUUCUGGAGGUAAAACCCAAGUAUCAGGGAUCCGACUGGCACCGGGUGCAGUUUCUGGUGCCAAAUAACAAUCCCAGUCUCUCCUAUAAAGACAUAAAAGAAAAAUAAGAGAGUAAAAAAUAUGUAUUUAAAUUUAUAUAUCUCACAAAGCAGUAACAUUUAAUUUUAAGUUAUUACUUUUUAAUUAAACAAAAAGAUGAAAAUUUGAUUUCAGUGUUCAUUUGAGACCUUAUUUUGAAAUAUAAAAAAUAAAGUGCAUUGUGGUCAUCAAAACUAGUCAUUCAAAAUGAAUAUAUAAUCUAUGAAUGAUCAGGUAUGGGUUGGAGAAGACUCACUGAAGCAGUGUUUAAGUGCAGGAUGCUCUUCCUCUCACCAACCCUUGUUUUUCAAGUAAGAUUCUUUUUUAUUCCACUGGUCUUUAUGUUAGAAUAAAUGAAACCAUCAAGCUAUGGGACAUAAUGCUUAUGGGAGACAAAUGUCACAGAUGCUCAUAUCACUAAUGUGAAGAUGCAAGAAAACAAAUACACACACGUUAUAAGGAGAUGCUGAAAAUUUCCUGGCUUUGGGUAAAAAAAAAUACAGGAGGAUCCGUCAGUUAUGAUUUUAUUCAACAUAUUCUACACUCUCUGAGUGGUUGGCAUUAGGAAGGGCAUCCAGCUGUAGAAACUCUGCCAAAUUAGAUUGGAGCCUGGUGUUGCCAUCCGGUUUCACCAGUCCUCAGUCAAAUCGUCCAACCCAUGCUAGCAUGGAAAGCGGACGUUAAACGAUGAUGAUGAUGAUGAUGAUGAUAUUCCCCUCUCAGAUCCACACACUUAGCAGUCCUUCAGUCUUUCCAAGCCCUGUAAAAGGACUUGGAAGGUUGGGCCUCCAACCAUGCCUUUUGCGAUAUCCUUAAAGCCAGGAAUUUUGCAGAUCUCCCUUGUAUGUGUGUGUGUGUAUUCAUUCAAAAGCCAAUACAAUGCAAAUUAAAGUAAUAAAGACAGUUGUUCUCUCUUCA